Messenger RNA from Scleropages formosus (Asian bonytongue), 2620 nucleotides. It is a transcript of the gene pmela, whose product is annotated as premelanosome protein a. Gene Ontology annotation, biological process: melanosome organization. The coding region runs from base 197 to 2434 and encodes 745 amino acids. Gene Ontology annotation, cellular component: melanosome; plasma membrane. The record is from RefSeq and is a predicted model, not a curated record. NCBI's taxonomy places the organism in Eukaryota, Metazoa, Chordata, Actinopteri, Osteoglossiformes, Osteoglossidae. The transcript is spliced from 13 exons.
GAUACAAUGUCUACCUGCUAGCAAACUUAUGUACUUUUAAAUGUUUUACGGUGUAACAGUUACUUGCAUGUGUCCCUGUGCCUCCACGUAAUCAUAGAUGUGGGAAGGACCUUUUUGAAGGCAACCUGUGAUGUCAGAGGUUGGAGGCAAGAUUAUGUUAAUCAGGUGGUAAGAAGAGGGCAUAAACGCAAAUAAUAUGAAGACUUUUUUUGCAGCCCUGGUAUUGGCUGUCUUCUCAUCAGCUGUAGCAAGAGGUAGGACUCAUUUUAAACGGUAUCAAUCCUGGAAUUCACGGAUGUACCCUGUGUGGGAUGAUGGAGACUCUCGGUAUAAAGACUGUUGGACAGGUGGAGAGGUGACAUUUGAUAUCCGAAACGACUCACCCACCCUCACUGGUGCCAAGAUCACAUUCAACAUCGAUCUCCGUUUCCCACAAAAUCAAACCGUGCUUCCUGAUGGACAAGUUGUGUGGGCUCAGAACUGUACAGUAAAUGGUACACGGUACCAUCAGGGGCAGGCUGUAUAUGCUGAGCACAAUGGCACCCAUGAAUGGAAUGGAGUCUUUCCAGAUGGCACUCCUUUCACAAAGAUUUCCGAAAGGAAGCCCCACUAUGUGUUUGUCUGGAAGGCUUGGGGGCGUUACUGGCAAGUAGCAGAUGGCCCUUCCUCUUCAUUGACUAUUGGGACAGACAACAUUUCCCUGGGCUCAUACGCCAUGGAGGUGGUUAUUUAUCACUACCGUGGAAAGGACAAGUUCAUUCCUCUAGGUUAUGCCUACACUCAGUUUUCAAUCACAGAUCUAAUUCCAUUCACAGUGUCAGUGUCACAAAUGAAUGAUGUCAACGCAGCUGAUGAGAACUUCAUUCAGAACAGAGCCAUUGCUUUCAGCAUCAGCUUACACGAUCCCAGUCAAUACCUAAAGGACUCCGACAUCAUAUUUAACUGGGACUUUGGCGACAACAGUGGCACACUGAUCUCUAGGGAGCUCAGUGUCACUCACACAUACAUCUCACCUGGCUCCUUCAGACCACGGGUGGUUCUCCAGGCUUCCAUUCCCAAUCCUGGAUGUACUACUCCAGCUGAUCCCCCAACCCCUGUUAACCCCAGUGCUGACCCCGCCACCUCCCAGCCACCUGUACCUCCAGCAGGGCUGAGCACUGCUGGAGGAGCUGCUGUGAACGCCCCUGCCCUUGCUCCAACACAGCAGGCUAGCAACAUUGUGUUAGCUGGGUCGGACGAAAUUGCCUUGGCUGUAUCAGCACAACCUGCUGCAGAGGUGGAGGGAGAUGUCACAGCUUCACUGACACCAGAAGCGGAGAACUUUGCAGUUCCAGCUGCUGCCGAUGCUGCUGCUGCUCCAGCUGUGGAGGAAAUUGUGGUUGCUUCAUCCCCUGCUGCUGCACAAGACCCAAUCCUGGCUGAUGCAGGUGUGGCUGAUACAGCUGGUGCUGAGGUUCUCACUGUCAGUGCUGCUGCUUCAGCCAUUCCAGCCAAUGUGGACCUGAUCGACUCAGUACCUGUAGCUGAUGCAACAAACACUGUGGGUCCCGUGGAUGCAUUUGCCAUAACAAUUCCUGCUGAAACACCUGCAGAGGUUCCCCAGGCUGAUGUUGCAGCUCCAGCAGACCCAGUCACUCCUGCUGCUUCAGUCUCAGCUGCUGUAGUGGUGGUGGCCUCAGUCACACCUCCAGCAGUGGCUCAGGCUGUGGAGUUAGACGUUGAGGCAGAAGAGGCAGCAGCAGCAGCAGGGAUGGCUACCAGUGUAGAAGCACCAAUAGAGAGUGCAGCAGCCCAAGUGCCUGUGGUAGUGGCCAAACGACAGGCUCCUGAAUUGCCUGCGGAUGGCUGUAUCAUUUAUCGCUACGGCUCCUUCUCUGUCGACGUAAACAUAAUCCAGGGCAUUGAAAGUGUGGAGAUUGUGCAGGUCUCCAAUGUCAUGCCGAUGAACGAGAUACAGCAGAAUGCUGUAGAUCUCACGGUAACAUGCCGAGGGAGCCUGCCAAAUGAGGUCUGCACUGUGGUUUCGGAUGCGGAUUGUGCUACACCUGUGCAGACAGCAUGCAAUGCAGUGAUGCCCUCUCCAGAGUGCCAGCUAAUCCUUCGCCAGUUUUUCAAUGACUCGGGUGUCUUCUGCAUCAAUGUGUCCAUGGCUAACAAUUUCAGCCUGGCUGUGACCAGUGCUAGAGUCAGUGUGACUCUAGGUUCUAGUUCUACUACAGCUGGCACUGUGGUGAUUGUGCUGGGGGUCAUGGUCCUGGCCUGUGCCGUAGGUGCAGUAGCCUUCAGCUACAGGCGCUUCAAGGAGUACCACCCACUGAGGGAAGACUCUUUGGGAAGCCCUGGAAGGACCCCUGUAUCUGUGCUGCUGUGGAACUUCCUGAGUCGACACACAGCUGGAGAAAGUCGUCCUCUUCUUCAGGGCAGAGUGGUGUAGGCUGGAACUCAAUGUUCAUGCAUACCUACAAUGUACACAUAAGCACACACACAAAACAUGGUCCUAAUCUGAAAACAUUUUCAACAAAAAAGGUUAAUAAAGGCUGACUGGAAUUGAAUAAAUCACAUACACAUUGUCUGAAACCACAUGUCUAGAGCAGGGUCGCAGCGAACCAGAGCCUAACCU